This is a messenger RNA of Staurois parvus, 939 nucleotides long. The record is from the annotation of a GenBank genome assembly. Lineage: Eukaryota; Metazoa; Chordata; Amphibia; Anura; Ranidae.
AUUCCAGAGUAUAAGACAAUUAAUAAAAUAGGUGAAGGGACCUUUUCGGAAGUUGUCAAGGCCCAAAGUUUAAAAGAUGGAAACUACUACGCAUGUAAGAAGAUGAAGCAACUUUUCAAAAGCACAGAGCAAGUGAAUAAUCUGAGAGAAAUCCAAGCGCUAAGGAGGCUGAGCCCACACCCGAAUAUCCUGGCUUUACAUGAAGUGCUUUUUGACAGGAAAUCGGGAUGCCUGGCUCUGAUUUGUGAAUUGAUGGACAUGAAUAUCUAUGAGCUGAUAAGAGAGCGAAGACACCCAUUAUCAGAAAAUAAAAUCCGUAAUUAUAUGUACCAACUGUGCAAGUCCUUGGAACACAUUCACAGAAAUGGAAUCUUUCAUCGUGAUGUCAAGCCAGAAAAUAUUCUAAUAAAGCAAGAUGUCCUAAAGCUUGCUGACUUUGGCUCGUGCCGCAGUGUCUUCUCAAAGCAGCCAUACACAGAAUACAUAUCAACACGUUGGUAUCGGGCACCCGAAUGUCUCUUGACUGAUGGAUAUUACACCUACAAAAUGGACAUCUGGAGCGCAGGCUGUGUCUUCUUCGAGAUCUGCAGUCUCCAUCCGCUCUUUCCUGGCUCCAACGAACUGGACCAGAUCGCCAAAAUCCACGAUGUCCUCGGCACACCGACAUCAGCUGUGCUCAGGAAGUUCAAACAAUCAAGAGCAAUGAAUUUUGAUUUCCCAUCCAAAAAGGGAACAGGGAUUAGUCGACUGUUGCCAGGUUUCUCUCUUGAAAGCAUCUCGCUCAUGUGUGCCAUGCUGGAAUACAACCCAGAGGAGCGGAUCACCGCUGGACAGGCACUCCAGAACUCUUUCUUUGCAGAAUCCAGGUAUAUUAUGGCUGCAGGCACUAGUACAGAGUAUAUAGAAUCCAACCAUGUAUUGAAAAAAACAUUUUUUUGA